GCCCGCCACGGCCGCCAUCGCCAGGCUGUCCCGGCCCUGGCCUUGUCUGGGAACAGUAAGGCUCUUGUUGCCAGAGGUCGGACGAGCCUUUUCUCUACUAAUCUUUUAUCCACAAAUCCUUCCUUCUCGGGUUCCGCUCCCAGUGCAUGGAGAAGCAGGGCAGGAUGGACUGCCCCGCACUACCCCCGGGCUGGAAGAAGGAAGAGGUGAUCCGCAAGUCGGGCCUCAGUGCCGGCAAGAGUGACGUAUACUACUUCAGUCCAAGUGGUAAGAAGUUCAGAAGCAAGCCUCAGUUGGCAAGAUACUUGGGAAACACUGUUGAUCUCAGCAGUUUUGACUUCAGAACGGGAAAGAUGAUGCCCAGUAAAUUGCAGAAGAACAAACAGAGACUAAGGAAUGAUUCUCUCAAUCAAAAUAAGGGAAAACCAGACUUAAAUACAGCUUUACCAAUCAGGCAAACUGCAUCAAUUUUCAAACAACCAGUCACCAAAGUUACUAAUCAUCCUAGUAACAAAGUACGGUCUGACUCACAGCCAGUGAUGGAGCAGCCACAACAGCUUUUCUGGGAGAAGAGGCUACAAGGCCUCAGUGCCUCGGAUGUCAGUGAACAAAUCAUAAAAUCCAUGGAGCUACCUAAAGGCCUUCAAGGAGUUGGGCCAGGUAAUAAUGACAAUACCCUGUUAUCAGCUGUUGCUAGUGCUUUGCACACCAGUUCUGCGCCUAUCACGGGGCAGCUCUCUGCAGCUGUUGAGAAGAACCCAGCUGUCUGGCUUAAUACAUCUCAACCCCUCUGCAAAGCUUUCAUAGUCAUGGAUGAUGACAUUAGAAAACAAGAAGAGCGGGUGCAACAAGUGCGUAAAAAGCUGGAGGAAGCACUAAUGGCAGACAUUUUGUCACGAGCAGCUGAUACAACAAAAGAUAUAGAUGUAAAAAUGGAUAAUAGAGAUGAAGUGUAAAAAGAAAUCAGGUAAAGUGGAGAUAACUUUUACACAACUAUGAAUACUUUGUUCAGGUAACUCAGACGUAAGAUGGAAGUUUCCAGGCUGUGACCUGUUUAUCAAGGCUGUUGAACAUUCAAACCAGUAUUCAACCCAUAGCAUAGAGGGGUAAUUCCAUGGCAUUUUGGUUCCCUGAUAUAAGAAGAAUAUAAGCCUGGUGCACCCAACAGCCAGAUGUUGUUUUUGCACUCAGUAUCGGGACUGUGCACUAGGUUACCGCUUCAGAUACAAGGGUGUGUUGCUUGAGUAAAUUCUUAUAACUAGAAACAAAAUGUGUUUAAAAUGUACAGUCACUUUUAUUACUUAUAGUGUCAGUGCCACAUAAAGGAAAACUUGGUCUUUAUAAAUGAACAAAAGCUAUUUCCCAGUGUUGUUUGCUGGCAACUUAACAGGCCAGAAAUCUUGAUGAUUUCUGGGCUACUGGAUUCUUUUAAUUACUUUCUAACAGCUAUUUACUAUUAAACUCCUAAUCCAUGAGUAUUUCUCCUAUAAAACUAAUUAUGGAUAACUUUAAAGGAAGCUAAGAAAGAAUAUUAGUUUAAGAUUUGACAUUUCAAAUAUUUGCCAUUUUAGAAUCAAAUUUUCAUUUUGCUUUUUUUUAAUUUUUAAUAAAAUAAUUAUUUUCUAAUGGAGUCAUAAAUCUGUAUAAGUGGUUAUUUCUGCACUGGUACUGUGGUUCUCUGCAAGAAUCAGUUGGAUCAGUAGAACUUGAGUUUUGUCAACUUGUAAGCUCAUUACCUUUUUACAUGUGUGUAGCCAGUGUACAUGUAGACAUUAAUGUAUUGGCUGUGUUCUGUAAAACUGUUUUGGUUUUUUUUUCCUUAGUGGUUUUAAUUAUUGACUUGAACAAGAUUUUUGAGUAAGUGGAUUAAUUAAUGUAAAAUAUCUUGAAAUAUUCAAGUUUUUGUUUCCUUUUUACAGACUAAUGUUCCAGUAAGAUCUUUUUAUAUUAAGAAACUUUUCACAUACACAUUGUGCUGUACUUAAACCCCAAGAAUUCAGAAAGGGAUUUAAGGCUGUAAUACAGUACUGCAGAAGCCUGGGUGAUGUGCCAGGAAGGUGUGUGGUGAAAGAGGCUGGAUGGUGAAAGCAUGUUAUAUAUGUGCAGGUUGUGCUUAAUGAAAAAGUAACUAUGCACCUGCAGGACUCUUAACAACAGAGCAGCUACUUACAUUGUAUUGUUUGUUACCCACUUACGAACUAUUUAUGGUGUGCUCUUAGUAUGGGACUGAAACACACCUAAAACUGCUCCAACUAAGUAAUUCUAAUUGAUGUCACCAUCAUCCUUUACUUUUCCACAAGGGGUUGUUUCUGUCUCUUUUACAGGUACUUUUAACUGACUUAUCCCAGGAAGAACUUCCUAAAAGACAGAGGCACUUUCUCCUUCAGUCUUUUGUUAUAAGAAUAAAUAGACCCAUGCACAUUUUUAUAGCUUUCUAAUAUCAUUAAAACCAAUGCUUUUUUUAGACUUCUAUUUUUGAUGCAAGUAUCUUAUUUGAAAAGUAACUUUGUGUCCUAUGACUUAAAGUCCUUUUUUAAGUAUCGAAUGUUAACCUUGAUCUAAAGCUGAGCUUUUGAUGCCAGGUUGUAAACUUACUGGAAUUAUAUUGCCUGUACUAAAUAUUUGUUUUUCCUGUGGUUUUUAGUAAGAAUAGAUCAGAAGAACCAAAUAAUUUCCUAAUUAAAGAUUAUUGUGACUCUGUAUAUAAACAUAUUUUUAUACCUAUGGCUGAAAACACCUGUACAUUCUUCUGUCAUCACUGUAAAGAUAAAUAAAUUAUUAUAAUCUAGCAGUUGAAAAUUUGUUCUGUUGUGGAUAGAUUAAGCAAAGAUUGUCCCUGCUCAUAUUUCAGUGUUCCCUUGGCCAGAUACGGCAUGACUUCCAGAGUUCUGCUUUGAGGUCAAGGUGAGAUAAUAAGGAAAGUGUCUUUGGUGCAGAAUGCAGCAUGGGCCAAAACUUGGUCUUGUUUCUGUCUAUCCAGACAAAGCAAGUAGGAUGUCAGGGCGGCCUACAACACUGCAAAGAUUUACAUGAUACGAGCUGGGUCUGUCACAGUUAAUUAGAAAACCCAGAAAUAAUCAAAAAACUGAACAGGUUUGCUUAACUUCUCUGGGGGCUUAAAGACUAAAUUGCCUAGCAGGUCAGAGUACUUCCAAGGUUAGAAUAACAUCUGCUUCUCCAGGCCUA
Molecule: messenger RNA, 3186 nt
Organism: Melopsittacus undulatus (budgerigar)
Lineage: Eukaryota; Metazoa; Chordata; Aves; Psittaciformes; Psittaculidae
Product: methyl-CpG-binding domain protein 2
Exons: 7
Coding region: 147-956 (269 amino acids)
Biological process (GO): negative regulation of transcription by RNA polymerase II; DNA methylation-dependent constitutive heterochromatin formation
Cellular component (GO): nucleus
Molecular function (GO): methyl-CpG binding
Source: RefSeq, a predicted model, not a curated record